Messenger RNA from Trichoderma gamsii, 969 nucleotides. RefSeq lists its product as hypothetical. Lineage: Eukaryota; Fungi; Ascomycota; Sordariomycetes; Hypocreales; Hypocreaceae. Bases 1 to 969 code for a protein of 322 amino acids. The record is from RefSeq and is a predicted model, not a curated record. The transcript has a single exon.
AUGAUGGAGCCCGUCCCUGAGACCGAGCGCAUGGAGGAGUUUCGCGCCGUGCCGCCCAAGGCCCGCGUCAACAGCCCGCACACGCUCUCCACCUUCGACCUGGACAUCGCCAGGAAACCGCCGAACCUGCGACGCAGCACCGACCCAAGUCCGACGUCCAACCACGCCUUUUCCUGGACGCCCAUGGUCGCUCUGCCCUACCGCCCCCGAACGACGUCUCCCCUCUCCGGCAUCUCGCACAUGCGCUCGCGGUCCGCUGCUAGCAUUGGCGCCGCUCCUAUGGGCCGCACGCAGUCCAUGCCUGGCGUCUCUGGCUCCGGCCACCUGCUCUUCUCUCCCCAGCUUCGUCCAGCCAGCCCAGCGCAGUCUCCCAGCCGAGUUCGCACGCCGCGAAAGCCAGUGGAUGAGGCGUUUCCCAUGAUAUCUCCCGUGCGCACCUCGGUUCUCGACCACGAUCGGCUGCCUGCUGACCGGAGCGGCUCUCCCGUCCUGGGUGUCUCAACUAAUGGAACCCUGACUCGGGUACGUCGAACGUCGUCGCCAAUUCGAAACUACUCUCAAUCGAGCACCGGCUCUCUGCCAGCUCUGCCCAGCACGCCAACCUCCAGCUCCUCAUCUCUGUACAAGGCGUAUGAUCCCUUUUCUAGUAGCUACGGCACACUCUCCUCGGUCCCCUCCACGCCAACAUCGUUGAGGUCUCGCAGCCCCAGUAUUUCGAGUCUGGAAACCAUCCCUGACUCUCCCGACGCCGAGGAGGAGGCGCUUGAGGCAGAACGACAGGCCCAGCUGAAGGCUGCGGCUGAGGCAUCGGAUGCCGGAGACCCAUCGGAUGCAAAAGGACGGGGCCUGGAUCUCCCGGCUCGUGGUCGCACGAUGGCAUUUGGCUCCAAAGACAAGCGGAAGCGGUGGAGUGUGUGCGGUGCUGAACGGCGUGGCGACAUUGACUUGGAGACAAUUUGGGAGGAUUAA